This is a messenger RNA of Rhineura floridana, 906 nucleotides long. It is a transcript of the gene DNAJB9, whose product is annotated as DnaJ heat shock protein family (Hsp40) member B9. Gene Ontology annotation, molecular function: misfolded protein binding; protein-folding chaperone binding. Gene Ontology annotation, cellular component: endoplasmic reticulum. The transcript has 3 exons. The record is from RefSeq and is a predicted model, not a curated record. NCBI's taxonomy places the organism in Eukaryota, Metazoa, Chordata, Lepidosauria, Squamata, Rhineuridae. Bases 243 to 884 code for a protein of 213 amino acids.
GCUUAGUCACUCUAACGGGGCAACAACAGCCUUCCACGUGCGCCAAAGCGGGAGGGCCGCGUGACGCCAGGCGGCCAAUCGGAAAGCGCUUCGUGUAGGAUCGUCGCCCUCCUUCUUCGCGCCGCUCCUGCGAGCCGACGUUAUAAGGGAAGCCCCGCGAAAAAAGGAAGGGAGUGACCGGACGGACAGUUGGCCGGUGGCAGCCGCAAGUGUAUGCGCCUGGGGGGAACAGGAGCCUUACAAUGGCUAGUACACAGGCUGUCUUCAUAUUUGUACUCUGCAUUUUAAUGAUAACAGAAUUAAUCCUGGCUGCAGAGAGUUAUUAUGACAUCCUAGGUGUUCCCAAGAAUGCAUCUGAUCGUCAAAUCAAGAAGGCAUUUCACAAACUAGCAAUGAAAUAUCACCCAGACAAAAAUAAGGGUCCUGGAGCAGAAGCAAAAUUCAGGGAAAUUGCAGAAGCAUAUGAGACAUUGUCAGAUGAAAACAGACGUAGGGAAUAUGACCAAUUUGGACGAAGAAGCAACGGAAACGCUUUCCAGCAGCCUUUUAACUUCAAUUUUGAUGACUUGUUUAAAGACUUUGACUUCUUUGGCGAAAACCACAAUGCACAGUCAAAGAAACAUUUUGAAAAUCAUUUUCAGAAUCAACAGCAGGCUCACAGCAGGCAAAGACGUUCUUUCCCAGAAUUUUCCUUUGGAGGGGGACUGUUUGAUGACAUGUUUGAAGAUAUGGAAAAGAUGUUUUCAUUUAAUGGGUUUGACAACACACACCGGCAGACGAUGCAAACUGAAAACAAAUUCCAUGGAUCUAGUAAGCACUGUAGAACUGUCACUCAGCGUCGAGGAAACAUGGUUACUACAUUCACAGACUGUUCUGGACAAUAAAACUUGGCAGUUUCUUUUCUUC